Microcebus murinus (gray mouse lemur) is the source of this 5473-nucleotide messenger RNA. The record is from RefSeq and is a predicted model, not a curated record. Lineage: Eukaryota; Metazoa; Chordata; Mammalia; Primates; Cheirogaleidae.
UUGCUUGGGGACAUCUGUUUGGGAAUACCCACUGGGGCUGGGUGCUUGUCGCCCUCCUCCAGGUGGCUUUGGGGCGGUCCCGGUUCUGUAGCGCUAAGCCCCUCCCGACCCCAUACUUACGACUGCUCCCUUUCCCCUGCCGAAAUGGAGGGCGCUGCUCUUUGCUCCCACCGACCCGAUUGAGCCAAGGCACCGCUCCUCCUUUAUUCAGUCUUACCAACUGGCUUGACCGCAGGCCCCUGUGUCCCAGGGAGGGGACUUCCUAGGUCCGCCAGCUCCUGGUCCUGGUGGGUAUUUUGGGAAAUUGGGGAAGAGGGCGGCAAGGUAGUUUGGCGCUUUGUCGAGUUUGUUUUCCCUCCUUGAGUUUGUUUAGCACAGUCAGGCCCUUCGCCCUGAGCCCGGGAGACACCCGUGGAUUUCCAAGGAGCCCAGCUAGGUGUUGGGGAGGGUGGCGGCCGCCGGGGUGUGGCUGCUCUGGGAGUGAGGCCCUCCUUGCCUGAAGGGGCUGGAGGGCAGGUCUAGAGAAAUGGGGAAAGUCUCCCAGGCCUAACUGGAAAGGAGGCCUGAGGUGCCACUCUUUACUGGGAGCCUGCUUCGUGGUAAAGGGGUCAUCCGUCCCAGCAUGCUCUUUUGGUGGAUGUCAAGAGUGGAAGCCAGCGAAGGGAGAGGGUGAAGGCUGGUGCUGACCCAGGAGAGUAGUUUAGGGUUAGAUACGGGUUUGAUGCGUGGUGGCAACACCCAGUACCCCGAAACUGCCCUUCGCCACCCCCCAACUUCCAUCCAGCAGGGAGGAAGGGCGUGGGAAUUACGGCUAGAGGCCCAGAGUUUACCCUAAGUGGGGCUAAACUCUGAGGAACUUAAGUGAUGGCAUUUCACUUUCCUUCAGGAGGAAGGGAAAAAUACGGGACCGCUACUAAGACCUGUCUGCAAGAAAUGGCGAGUGUGUUUGAGUCAGGGCAAAAAAUCAUUGCCAGCCAAACCUCACUUUGGGGUAGCAGUGCCCCAGGAAACUGGUCUGGGAGGGGCCUGCAGAGGUGGCAGUGGGGUGUUUAUGGAGGAACUGCGCCCUGGAAUGGCAGUGUGAGAGACGACAGUUAGUGCCCAGAGGAGGUGGAAAGUGUCUCUGCUCUAUGCUCAGUGUGGGGGGAGUAGCUGGGUUGGCAUCGUUGUCAAAGGAUGAUUAAAUGCAUAUUAGAAACAUAGGCUUUGAGUUUGGUUGUGAUGGCAGCUGGAGAUGCAAGGCUGAGUUCAACUAGGCUAAGGUGGUUCUGCAGGUGUUUGUGUUUGAGUGGAGAGAAUGUUUAGAAGGAGAACUCUGAUUUAGGUGUGUUUGAGAUAGGGUAUAAUGCAGCCUUCACCCCAAUCACUUUAUUGGUCCUCCCUGCUGUUGGGAUCUUUGUUGAUGUUUUUGGUUUACUUUCUGAGUGUGUGGAAGGAUGGUAGGAGGGACAUGCAAGGCAGGGUGCGGGGGCAGGAUUUAGUAGAGCACAUUCUGACUCAGGAGUGUUGGGUUUGGACCCAGAUAAAGUGCCUACCUUUUCUGUGCCUCACUUAACCCAGCUGUACAAUGAGGAUAAUAAUACCACUUCCAGGUUCAUAGUGAUGAAAUCAGACACAGUAAGUAAAAGUGCCCGUAAGAACUGUGAAGCCUCUGCAGGGAGGAAAGAUUGUUGUUACUAUCCUUCGUAAGAAAUGUCUUAUCCUGUGGUUAAUAAAGUACUACUUGUAGGAUUUUUAAAAUUAUAAAUUGAAAUAUAUCAUUGUAGAAAAAUGUGAGUCAUAUAUAAAAGUAUACAGGAGAAAAUAAAAAGCACCUAUAAUCCCAUUACUAGGUAACGAUUACAAAUAUCUUAUUGCAUUGGUGUCUUUCUUUCCCUUUUUUAGUUCUGUAUGUGUACAUGUAUGCAAGUAUGUUGUAAAAUGAGGACACUGCUAUAUACUCAAUGUUGUAUGCUGCAUUCUCCCCCAACUUCAUAUUUUAAACAUUUCCCCAACUCCAGCAAAAAUUCUUCAGCCUCUCGUUAAUGGCUGCUUGAUACUGCAGCCUGUGGAUGUGACGUAAUGAACCAUUCCCCUCUCAGUCAUUUUGGUGGCUUUCAAUUUUUCCCUCUGCCUGUUUUUAGAGUCGUGGUUACUGGGCGGUGGAAGGGACAGGUUGGCUGACUUUCUGAAGGUGGAGAGGGUUUGCCGUGAGGGAGGAAGGGCACUGAGUGGGGCUCCUUCUAUGGGGUUGAGGUGGGGCUACUCAGGUGUAGUCCCAUCUUGGGAGAACACUGAGAACUCAGGGCUCUAGAUCUUUAUCACCGAUCUCUAUGGGUGGCUGCUUCUCCUUCCCAUCACCAGAUGCAGCUCCUGGUCUUGGCCUGGUUGCCUUAAUUUUUUUCUUGAUGGGCUGUGGAUCAGCUACAAUAAGCCCUUUUCUUCAAGUCUGCAAUCAGUCAAGAGGUGCAGGCCCACGCACAGGACUUAUCAACAAUGCAAUAGACAUUCUCAAAAGCGCCUUACUAGGUUGACCAGUUUGCUGCCUAUUUCCCUAUUCUCCUUUUCCUUCCCUUGCCCUGUCAUCCUUCUGGUAGGGCUAGGACUGGGGAAAGGGUAGAACUUGCCCUUGAGGGAAUAUGCGUUCCCUCCUUAAAGGGUGUAAAUGUACUCCAUGCUUUGAUGGCUUCCCAUGCUGCCCUCCAAAAUGCCCGAGCCAAAGGCCAAGAACAUGGGGGCACUUGAGCACUGCGUGCCAACCUCACCUGCCCAGUGCGAGCUGCGCUCCCAGGGGGAAGGUUUCAGUUGCAGGACUUGGUAAUUGGGUCAGAAAGCUCAGGCGAGAGCAGGUCUUGCCUUGCUCUUAAAGUGCCAGAGGCUGAGUUGGGUUUGCUGGGAGUCUGGCUAGGGAGAGAAGUGGUGUCAGGGGCCACCACCCCCCCACCCCCACUGCAGCUCAGCUCUUCUAAAUGGAAGCCUUCAGCUGACUCAGUGGCUUUGGCUUUAGAACCGUGAUCCAGGUAGGGAACUUUCUGAGUGUGAAAGUGACUUAUUUAUUUUCCUUCCUCCCUCCUCAGGCCAUUGUGGGGCUUGAGCAGUUCCAAUGUGGAUUUCCUCAGGGAGGAACAUCUGGUAAAAACAUCGAGCUUCAGGGUUUAGUAACUAACACGGUGCUUGGCACACGGUGGCUGAUGAACAAAUAUUUGUUGAGUGAGUGUCAUUUUUUCCAGGCGUCCCUUUCUAGUCUUAAGUAAAAACAAAAUAAGAACACCAAAAAAUCCAAACUCAGUGUCUCAGGCAAAACAAUUCCCCAGUGACUGGUUUUUCCUCCAGGCACCCAGUCUGGGCAGGUCUUUGUUUUCUGCCGUGAGUGCUGGCUGUCGAAUGUUAUCUGCUAUGCCCAUGUAUUUUUAUGAGAAUCAAUUGCAGACUUUACCCAGGCUGGCUCCUGCAACCAAUCGGUGCACUGCAUUCUCCGUGGGGAGAUAAACAGACCCAGAUUCUUUGGGUGGCCGACAGAAAGGGAAGCUGACUCGAGACCCGGCUCCUCAGAUCUCCGUGGACACACUGCCUGCUCUUCCCUAUCAUGGCCCUGCACCCCCGCAGAGUCCGGCUGAAGCCCUGGCUGGUGGCCCAGGUGGAUAGUGGCUUGUACCCUGGGCUCAUCUGGCUACACAGGGACUCCAAACGCUUCCAGAUUCCCUGGAAACAUGCCACCCGGCAUAGCCCCCAACAAGAGGAGGAAAAUACCAUUUUUAAGGCCUGGGCUGUAGAGACGGGGAAGUACCAGGAAGGGGUAGAUGACCCUGAUCCAGCUAAAUGGAAGGCCCAGCUCCGCUGUGCUCUCAACAAGAGCAGAGAAUUCAACCUGAUGUAUGAUGGCACUAAGGAGGUGCCCAUGAACCCAGUGAAGAUAUAUCAAGUCUGUGACAUCCCCCAGCCCCAGGGCUCAAUCAUUAACCCAGGAUCCACGGGGUCUGCUCCCUGGGAUGAGAAGGAUAAUGAUGUGGAUGAAGAUGAUGAGGAAGAUGAGCUGGACCAGUCGCAGCACCAUGUUCCCAUCCAGGACACCUUCCCCUUCCUGAACAUUAAUGGUUCUCCCAUGGCGCCAGCCAGUGUGGGAAACUGCGGUGUGGGUAACUGCAGCCCUGAAGCAGUGUGGCCCAAAACUGAACCUCUGGAGAUGGAAGUGCCCCAGGCACCUAUACAGCCCUUCUUCAGCUCUCCAGAGCUGUGGAUCAGCUCUCUCCCAAUGACUGACCUGGACAUCAAGUUUCACUACCGUGGGAAGGAGUAUGGGCAGACCAUGACCGUGAGCAACCCCCAGGGCUGCCGGCUCUUCUAUGGGGAUCUGGGUCCCAUGCCUGACCAGGAAGAGCUCUUCGGUCCCGUCAGCCUGGAGCAAGUCAAAUUCCCGGGUCCGGAGCAUAUCACCAAUGAAAAACAGAAGCUGUUCACCAGCAAGCUGCUUGAUGUCAUGGACAGGGGACUGAUCCUGGAGGUCAGCGGUCACGCCAUUUAUGCCAUCAGGCUGUGCCAGUGCAAGGUGUACUGGUCUGGGCCAUGUGCCCCAUCGCUUGUUGCCCCCAACCUGAUUGAGAGACAAAAGAAGGUCAAGCUGUUUUGUCUGGAAACAUUCCUUAGUGAGCUCAUUGCUCACCAGAAAGGACAGAUAGAGAAGCAGCCACCAUUUGAGAUCUACUUGUGCUUUGGGGAAGAAUGGCCAGAUGGGAAACCCUUGGAAAGGAAACUCAUCUUGGUUCAGGUCAUUCCGGUGGUGGCUCGGAUGAUCUACGAGAUGUUUUCUGGUGAUUUCACACGAUCCUUUGACAGUGGCAGUGUUCGCCUGCAGAUCUCCACUCCAGACAUAAAAGAUAACAUUGUUGCUCAGCUGAAGCAGCUGUACCGCAUCCUUCAAACCCAGGAAAGCUGGCAGCCCAUGCAGCCUGCCCCCAGCAUGCAGCUGCCCCCUGCGCUGCCAGCCCAGUAAUCAGGAAUGCCAUCCGCUUCCUUUUCCUUUUUACACUGUUGUACAUAUGGAUAUUUUUUAUUAUUCACAUUUAAUCAGCUUUUGAAUCUCUUUUUUCUCUAACAAUGUUAUCAGUCUGUGAUUCUCCAAAUACUCCUAGAUUUAAUGUUGAUUUAAUUUAUGGAAAAAUCACCCUUCAGACUUCCCUCUUCUUUUUUAAACUUCCCAAUGGUAGUAUGAUAUAGUAGGAGAUUUGGCCUGAGAGUUCGGACACCAGUGUUCGAGCUGCAGCUUUGCUUCCAAAUUGACCUUGAACAAGUCUUUUUAACCUCUGGGCUUCAGAUUUAUCACUUGUAAAAUGAAGAGAUUGGAAUGGUGCCUGAAAUUGCGUCCAGCUUUCAAACUCUGACUCGAUGACUUUAUUCUACUUGUACAUGGCAAAACUGCCUGGAACAGAACCCUUCUGCAUUGCUCUUGUACCACAUUUUUUUUUCUUGCUUUAAUUAAAGUUCCCUCAAGCACUGA